AGAAAACAGAGUGAAGAAGAAGAAGGCAAAGAGAGAGCGAGAGAGAGAGCGAUGGGAGGUUGGGCCAUAGCGGUUCACGGCGGGGCUGGUGUGGAUCCUAAUCUCCCACUGCAACGUCAAGAAGAUGCAAAAAUGCUUCUCACUCGCUGCCUUGAUCUUGGCAUUCACGCUCUUCGUUCAAAUUCUUCUGCCAUUGAUGUCGUUGAACUCGUCGUUAGAGAACUUGAAACCGAUCCCCUGUUCAACUCAGGGCGUGGAUCUGCCCUGACAGAGGAGGGAACCGUUGAAAUGGAAGCCAGCAUCAUGGACGGACCAAAACGGCGAUGCGGGGCGGUGUCUGGACUUACCACUGUCAAAAACCCGAUCUCCCUCGCCCGUCUUGUCAUGGACAAAUCCCCUCAUUCCUAUCUGGCUUUCUCUGGCGCUGAGAAAUUCGCUAGAGAACAGGGUGUUGAACUUGAGUGCAAUGACUAUUUCGUCACCGAAGAAAACGUCGGAAUGCUUGAACUAGCCAGAGAAGCCAACAGUAUAUGGUUAGACUAUAGGGUCCCUACAAACGAGAAGUGUAGCGCGAGCGUGGAGACGCCGUUGCAAAUGAACGGCCUCCCAAUCAGCGUGUACGCGCCAGAGACUGUGGGCUGCGUGGUGGUCGACAGUCAAGGAAGGUGCGCCGCCGCCACUUCAACCGGCGGCCUGAUGAACAAAAAGAUCGGGCGCAUCGGAGACUCUCCGCUGAUCGGUUCAGGGACGUACGCGUGCGGGGUGUGCGGGGUAUCGUGCACUGGAGAAGGGGAGGCGAUCAUAAGAGGGACAUUGGCAAGAGAAGUAGCGGCGGUGAUGGAGUACAAAGGUCUGGGGCUUCAAGAGGCAGUGAAUUACGUGAUAGAGGAGAGGCUGGACGAAGGGAAGGCCGGACUGAUUGCCGUGUCGAGCAAUGGUGAAGUUGUAUGUGGGUUCAACACCACCGGAAUGUUCAGGGGAUGUGCGACGGAGGAUGGGUUUAUGGAGGUUGGGAUUUGGAAAUAAAUUGGGAAAUGAUUGGUUAGAUAAUUUAAGAUUGGGAUGAAGUUUUAAUGCUUUGUAGUGUGCUUUGUUUUUUCAGUAACUGUGUGAAUCUUCUUCAGAAAUUUCUGGAUUCAGAUUCUGAAGCAGAUCCAUCUUAGCAAAUAAAAAUAAUGCCCUUAGCGCUGACUACUA
Molecule: messenger RNA, 1197 nt
Organism: Cucurbita pepo subsp. pepo (vegetable marrow)
Lineage: Eukaryota; Viridiplantae; Streptophyta; Magnoliopsida; Cucurbitales; Cucurbitaceae
Gene: ASPGB1
Product: N-terminal nucleophile aminohydrolases (Ntn hydrolases) superfamily protein
Molecular function (GO): hydrolase activity
Source: RefSeq, a predicted model, not a curated record